Messenger RNA from Frankliniella occidentalis (western flower thrips), 2600 nucleotides. Its product is annotated as transcription factor SOX-5-like. The record is from RefSeq and is a predicted model, not a curated record. The transcript has 14 exons. Gene Ontology annotation, biological process: regulation of transcription by RNA polymerase II; cell fate commitment. Gene Ontology annotation, cellular component: nucleus. The coding region runs from base 339 to 1985 and encodes 548 amino acids. NCBI's taxonomy places the organism in Eukaryota, Metazoa, Arthropoda, Insecta, Thysanoptera, Thripidae. Gene Ontology annotation, molecular function: DNA-binding transcription factor activity, RNA polymerase II-specific; RNA polymerase II cis-regulatory region sequence-specific DNA binding.
ACCGGGGGGGACCAGGACGCGCCGCCGACCAGACCAGUUGGCCGGCCGCGCUCUCAGAGAGAGGUUCCGCGUGCGCCCGUGUGUGUGUGUUUGUGUGUGUGGCGUGUGUGUGGCGGUCGUGUCGGUGUGUGUGUGCGCGCGCGCGUAUGUAUGUGUGAGUGAGUGUCAGUGCGUGAGUGUCCGCGCACAGCCCCGCCGCCGCGUUGCAGCCCCCGCGGGGUCCGCCGCCGCGCGCCCUAACCGCUGAGAGACAUGUGGAUAAGCGCCGGGCCGUGCCACAGCUGUCCGCUGGUCGCUGGCCGGGGGUGUUAUGAGACCACCAACACUCCACGAUGUAGAUGAGCAGCCAAUUGCCGCGCUGCGGACUCUUUUUCGAUAUGGCUUCAAAGCGGAAGUCCCCUCCGACCAAGCUGCGGGAGCUGGUGGACUUGGUCCCGCUUUGUGAAUCUGGCGGUCUGAUCGAACAGGAAGUUGACGUCGAUCACCAUGACAUUCCCACGAAAAGAAAAUGCUCUGCAGCAGAUGAGGAGAGCUCCCUGCCGUCCCCGGGCCUCAACCACAACAACAACAACAACUCGAUCAACAACAACAACCUCCACAGCAAGAGGAGCAUGGACCACGUCCUGAAGCGGCUCACGUUCAAGAUGAUGCGGGACGAGGCGGUGGUGGGCGACCACCACAUAUCGGCGGGGUGCCCUCCUGAGGAGCCAGCGGACGACAGCGCUGCCUCGAUCCAGCUGCGGGGGGAGCAUCAGCUGGCGGUGAUGCUUCGGCAGCUUCAGGAGCAGCUCCACGUCCAGGCCGACGCCGCCGCGAGUGCCGCAUGCCAGAAGGCGUCGCCGCUCGCGUUCCUCCCGCUGCUGGAGAGUCUCCGCGGCGCCGGGCCCCGCGGCGCUCCGGCGGGCCGCUCUUCCGGCCUCUCUCCGACUUCCGGUGCCGCCGCUGCCCCCGGGCCGCCCACCCCCAGCAGCUCUGCGCGCUGGAGCUCGCCCCCGCCGCCGCCCCCGGGCCCGCCGCCGCCGCCGCCUGCCGGGCCCUCGCCGCCGCCCCCGCUGCACGGCCGGUCCCCGGCCUCCCCCGCCGCCAUGGAGCGCGCGGUGACUCCCGUCCAGGACGGCGCCGGCGACGCGACGAGCGAGGCGCCGCUCAACCUCAGCAAGCCCAAGAGCGUCCGCAGCGCCAGCCCCGCCCUGCCAGCCCCGGCCGCGCUGCCCCAGUCCCCCGUGCCCCCGCCGCCGCCACCUGCCCCCGCGCUGCCCCGCACCUUCCUCGGCUACCCCGCCGGCCUGCCGGGGCUCCCCUCCGGCCUGCCCGCCCUCGCGCACCUGGGACUGCCAGCUUCGGGCAAAAUGUCCGGGCUCACCUCCGCGCUACCCUCGGGGCUGCCGCUGCGCGCGCUGUACGGUCUGGGCACCGCCCCCGCGCCCGUGGCUGCCCCCACCGUGCCGCCUGCCGCCCCCCGGCCCGCCCCCGAGCGGGACGACGCCGGCGGCUGGGCGGACGAUGCCGUGGCCGGCGCAGCCGGCACAGCGCGCUCGAAGCGCGACGCCGAGCCGCACAUCAAGCGGCCCAUGAACGCCUUCAUGGUCUGGGCCAAGGACGAGCGGCGCAAGAUACUCAAGGCCUGCCCGGACAUGCACAACUCAAACAUAUCCAAAAUUCUAGGCGCCCGAUGGAAGGCCAUGACCAACACGGAGAAGCAGCCGUACUACGAGGAGCAGUCGCGCCUCAGCAAGGACCACAUGGAGAAGCACCCCGAGUACCGCUACCGGCCCAGGCCCAAGCGCACCUGCGUCGUGGACGGCAAGAAGAUGCGCAUCUCCGAGUACAAGACGCUCAUGCGCCAGCGGCGCAACGAGAUGCGCCAGCUCUGGUGCCGCGACGGCUCGAUAGCGGACUUCCUGCAGCACCCUAACGGGUCGGCGAUGAGCCUGCCACCGCCCCAGCCCAGCAGCGGUGCGCCAGCGCCACACUGCUCAGACUAGACGGUCGAAUCUUAUUUAAAAUUGUGUAUCUGUGAUAGUCCUGGUUGUUGUUUUUUGUUGGAUUUUUUAAAACUGGAAAAAGUUUUUUUUUUCUUUUUUCAAAAGUAUGUUUUGUUGUAUGGAGGUGGAAUAUAAGUUCCAUCCAUCUGUGCCAAAGCCUUUCAUUGGGGUCCUCUGUGGCGCAUGAUUUUUGAGGUUAUGGUUAGGCUGGCCUGCCGAAGGCGGUUGCCGGUGGAAAAGAGUUUCCGAGUCUGGCUUUGGCACAGUGGGGUCCUGUAAAGGGGAUAUGCCCUCCUGCCCCCAGCAAAAGUGCGUAAACUGUCUCCUCUGUUUCCAUCGCGUUGUGUUUUUACUCAUAUCCAUUACUCUACAGAGAUCUUCAUAAUUAUUAUCUCACUAAAUAUCGUUGCUUAGCCCUUAAGCUAUUUAUAUCUCCAUUAAGGUUUUUGUUGGUGAUUAGUAUGUACUUAUAGUGCCAUAUCGGUCCGCUUGGCGUGUUCCUGUGAUACAAACUGAGCACCCGCGCGCGUUCACUCACUGCCCACUUGCUCAUUCAUCAUCUUUAUAUUUGAUGUACAAAUAUUUAUUACUAUAAUAUAUAAAUGUGUCUCCUUA